Molecule: messenger RNA, 519 nt
Organism: Didymodactylos carnosus
Lineage: Eukaryota; Metazoa; Rotifera; Eurotatoria; Philodinida; Philodinidae
Source: the annotation of a GenBank genome assembly
AUGUCAAGUCAGACAUCACAGAAAUGGACAGACGUUUUUGUGUCAGGAGAUUUUGAACAAUUCUGUGGCGAGAAUAGAGGUGGAAGCCGUGGCGAUGAAUUCUAUGAUAUUUUUCCUGAGCUUGAAUUAGAAGCCAAAACAUUUGCACUUGGACCUUGUGUAAGGAAGUCAGCCGAUUUCACUGCUUUGGAUUUGGUCGUUUUUGUUGAUCAGAAGUACUACGAAGUAACUGAUACAAUUAAAGAUAACAACGCUAAUCUUGUUCGAUCUCAACAGUCGUGUCGUUUGAACCUUCAUCGAUGGGGAGCUCGUUUUGAAUCAAAUUCGCAACGGCCCUACUUUGAAGGGCACGAACGAGUAGAUGUAGUUCAGGAUCGCCAAAGCUUCAUCCAGUACUUUAUUGAUCGAAAAGAUCAUUAUUAUACCAUACCAGACGAUGAAAAACCAUUGUGGAAAAUGCCAAAACAAAAUCCACCAUGUGUUUUAUUGUAUAAAGGAGGUGUCUUAUGCAAAAAUUAA